This is a messenger RNA of Osmia lignaria (orchard mason bee), 3715 nucleotides long. RefSeq lists its product as uncharacterized. The record is from RefSeq and is a predicted model, not a curated record. Lineage: Eukaryota; Metazoa; Arthropoda; Insecta; Hymenoptera; Megachilidae.
ACAGAAAGAAAACUAUUUAUGUGAUCCGUUUAUGAAUCUGCUGGUAGCACGGACCACGAAUAAAUAGCGACUGAUUUUGUAUUAACCGCAUGGUUGUAUAGUUUAAAAUUGUAUAUAUCACUUAAGUAUGAUAUUUCUUGUACAAUACAUCAAGAAGCCGUUUAUUUUGAAUACAAUGUAAAUGAACAUCUAAGGGUAAUAUGCUUGCCGACAAAUAAAUCUACCACAAUAUGGCAGAACAACAACAAUCUCCACCUGACUUUAAACAUAUGUCCUUAGAUAAAAUUAUUGAAGCCAUGACUUCCGAUCUAGAAAGUUCCAAUGGUCAUUAUGUUCAGUUUGGUAUAAAUCCACAACAAACUGCAACCCACAAUUGGGGAGAUUAUUCUUCAAGUCAAACAAGACAUUAUAUUACUAGUCAGACACCACAUACUAAUCCAUCCACAAUACAACCAAUGACUCCAAUGGGUGGUCCUCUUUACAUGCAUGACAUGUCAAAUUACGAGUCUACGACAGAUUCAAUUUAUUUUCCAUCGCAAGCAGUAAAUCAUUUAGGUAUAAAUGAAAAUAAUGACCUGAUUGGUACAAUAGAUGUUGGUGGAGGUAAUUAUAUUAAUGUAAUCUAUGGAAAUGCUUCACAAAUCAUGGCAGAGCAGUGUCAACUUUCAAAUAUAACAUCCUAUAGAAACCAAAAUAUUAUUGGUCGUGAAUAUGGUCUUUUUAACGAUCGACACAUUACGGUACCAUCUGAAUUACCACCUCAAAAUUUUAAUGGAAAACAAUUAAUUGACAAUUUAGUUGGUAAUUGGGUACCAAAUCAAUCUGGUACAUAUAGUCCCUUUGGUAGUUCGCCAAAUGUAACUCCAGUACCACAGUUAAAUGUAGAUGUCAGAGAACCUGAAGGAUUACCCAAAAAUUCAACAGAUUCUCAAUAUAAGAAACCUCGUGCGGUAGCAGAGGUAAAACCUAUGCGACCUUCUUAUUCUGAUGUAUUAACAAAAUCUGCUCCAGCACCUCCAUCUCCUCUAACUGUUCAAUCUAUAAAACCAAAAGCAGAGUCUGUAAAUAAAAAGAUUUCUAAUAAAAAUUCAAAAAACAAAUCCAAAUCUGCAGCACUGAAAAGGCAAAAUUCGUCUGGUAGCGAUGAUCACAAUUCUCCAAAAAUACAAAUACCACGUAAAAUUUUAGAAAAAAAUAAUUCAAAUCUACCAAGACGCUGGGUAUCAUUGGACAAUCUUGGUUCACCGAUUGAAUCUCACGAAAUAAAUACUUUUGAUAGAUCUAAUCAAUUUGAGAAAAAGAAAGUUUCUAAAACGCCUAAAAAGUCAGAAAAAGCAGAGACACUGAAUAAUUCAAAAAUUCAAAAUAAUAAUCCUAAAUCUGCAGGAAAUAUUCUUAAACGACCUAUACAAAUAAAUAAUAAUUUGAAUACAACAAAUACUUCCAGUCAGACUGUAUCUCCUGAAAAGAUAGAGAAAAAUCAACAAGUUGUUAAUAAAAUCAAUAAAGAAGAAAAGAAAGUUACCAAGGAAAAAAAUUCAAAACGUUUUCAAACUGAAAAGGCACAGCAAAUUAAGAAAGCUCAAAGGAAUCGUAGAAGAGAGAAUAGAGAAUCUCCAGUUAAAGAUUUAUGUAAAAAUUUAAAUAAAUAUGCCAAUCGUUGGAUUAAAAUCGGUUUAAAAAUAUUUCAUUGGUUACUGCACUUAGUAUCUGAUGUAGUUAGUAUGAGUGCCAAUCUUAUGAUUCAACUUGGUAAAUGUGGGUGGUAUCAUACGAUAUUAUAUUUAAAAUAUUCAUGGGUCUACAUGGCUGUUACAUUUUCUAAAGUUCGAAUUCUAAAUGCUGUUGGUAAACAAUUGGAUGAUUGGUUUGGAAAUAGUAAAUUUGCAUUUUGGCGUAAAAUAAAAGCCAAAAGUGAAGAAAAAGAAGAGAACAGUAAUUGGAUACGCGGUGGUCUUGAAAGUAAUAUUGCAUUACCUAGCACUGGUGAAGAAGCUAUGAAGAGAUUAUUGGCUUGUAAAGGAAAAGAUCCUUACAGUAUACUUGGUGUAACACCAACAUGUUCAGACGAUGACAUUAAAAAGUAUUAUAAGAGGCAAGCUUUCUUAGUUCAUCCAGACAAAAAUAAUCAACCAGGUGCAGAGGAGGCCUUCAAGAUACUCGUACACGCAUUUGAUAUAAUUGGUGAACCGGAACGAAGACAAGCAUUUGAUCAAACCAGACAAGUUGAAGCAGCUUGGGGUGAAUUAAGUGAUUUACUUUCUCAACUUCAUAGAAAAAUGGAACAAGCAGCAAAUACAAUAAGAUGUACAAAUUGUGGUCUAAGGCACAAGAGAAUUCCUACGCAACGUCCUUGUUAUGCAGCACGAUUUUGUGCUCAAUGUAAAAUACGCCACAGUGCAAGAGAAGGAGAUAUCUGGGCAGAAUCUCGUUUAAUGGGUUUUCUUUGGCAUUAUUAUGCUUGUAUGGAGGGUGCAGUGUAUGAUGUCACUGACUGGGCAGCUUGUCAAGCUGGUAAUUUAAAACAUCUGAGAGCAAAUACGCAUAGUGUCCAAUAUAGAAUUGUCUUAGGUCAGCGACCGCCAUCGCAAACAACCGUCAAUAAUAAUAAAAAACGUCAACAAAUAGAUCCAAAUACGAGCGAAGCAGAUUUUGAAGACUUUUUAAAUAAUUUGUACAACCAUAGCAAGACCGGAACUUCAAGCACAUCAGGAGAUCAAAAUUCUUUUAGAGGGGAGUGUAAACGUCGUAAAGCUAAACGUAAGAAGUAAAAAAUAUGGCAAGUUACUUCCUAAUUCUUUAGUAUCUUUCGUAUAUAAUUAUACAAUAAUAUACAUACUUCUUUAAUGACUUCUUAUAUUCUUUCUUCAAUAUGAGUAUAGAUAACAUUCAGUGACUUUAGCACAAUCCUGAAAUACUAAAUAGAACAAACGUGAAAAGAUACAUGUAUGUAAUAUUUCUCUUUAAAAAUUAUAUUUUUAUUUUUAUGCAACAAAAAAAAAGUUGCAAAAGUUUUAGAAGUGUACAUACUUACUUGGAAAGAGUAAUGUUUAUUUAAUAAACUCAAACUGAAUAUUCGUUUAAAAUUAAGGUAAUUGUUUAAAAAAUAAUAAUUUUAAUUAUUGAUUUCUGUAGGAAACCAACUUGUACUUUUUUAAUAAUUAUAAUUAAUAAAGUAUACAACUUCAGUGUAUUUUAAAAUACAAAGAUUCGUAAUUAAUAUAAAGUUCAAGAUGAUGUAGUAAACAGACUAGCAAUGUUAAAAUACUGUAAAUUCCAAUUUUAGAAAGAUAUAAAAGAGAAAAGUUAUCUUUUGAACCAAAUAAGAUGUGAAUCUUAAAUACAAGUUAUUUUCACAAAAUUAAUAAUACAGGAUUUAACAAAAAUUUCCAAACAAGUUUAAUACCAAUCAAGACAAGCGAUCUUUCAGUAUGUCUAAUAUAUACAUAAUACUCAAAUAUAAAUGUUAGAAUAGUAUUUUAACAUAAUAUGCAAAACAAAGCUGCAGUAAGUAGGUAGUUUUUUAAGGGUUUGUUUUUUUAACUUAGAAAAAUUGAAAAGCAAUGAAAAAAGGUCAGUCAUUUUAUCCGAAAAUCCCCCGAAUAACAUGUCAACUUCUCAUAAAUUAUUGUACAUCAGCUAAUGUUAUCUAUGAACUGUAAUAAUUAUGCAAUAUAAGUGGAAAGAAUUUUUAAUUAUAAAUUGUAUUAACUUU